This is a messenger RNA of Annulohypoxylon truncatum, 717 nucleotides long. RefSeq lists its product as uncharacterized. NCBI's taxonomy places the organism in Eukaryota, Fungi, Ascomycota, Sordariomycetes, Xylariales, Hypoxylaceae. Bases 1 to 717 code for a protein of 238 amino acids. The transcript has 2 exons. The record is from RefSeq and is a predicted model, not a curated record.
AUGAAGUCCGUAAACGCUCUUCUUUGCCUUGCUGGCAUUGCUCAUGGCGCCAUCAUCAAACCCGUUAACUUCAAGGGUCUUGGCAACGGCAUGUACACCGUCCCCCUCGACCAAUACGACAACAUGGACAUCUCGCGCGCCACCCUCGACUCCUUCAACGUCAGCGCCGCAGCCCCAGACCACCUCUCGGUCAUCGCCUCCGCAGAAGCCCAGCACAGCGCCCUCAUGACCUCGCUCCACAGCGGCGGCGCCAAGGACACCUCCUCCGGGGCCUCCUCCCAGCACGGCGGCAACUUCACGACGCAAUGCGCGCCGCAAUUCCCAACGCGCAAGACGUUCUGCCGGGAGCGCGCGAUCGACCGGACGGACUACCUGCGGGCGUUCGCCAAGUACCUGGACUGGAUCGAGAACGGGCCGGACGCGGGGGUGGUGCCGAAACACGCGUGCAAGGCGCUGAUGUGGGGCGGCGUCGUGGUGGCGACGUGCAGCUGGGGCGGCGUGAACCCGACGUGCGUCGGCGAGCUGGUCGAGGCCAUGCGCGAGCUCGACACCUACUGCGCCUACGACGAGGGCGGCGACAUCCAGAUCAAGCACUGGAAGAAGCGGUACACCCGCCACAACAUCAUGGACGGCGUCAAGGAGUUCGCGGUUGCGGGCGAGGAGGGCCAGGGUGCUGAGGGUGAUGUUGCUGGGGAGGCGGAGGCAGACCGGGAGUAG